AUGUCUAAUAAUGCUGAUAUUUCUUUAAAUAAUAUACUUAUACCGAAUAUAUCUGUUGAAUUAAUAUUUAUUGUUAAAAAUGAUAUUGUCGUGGAAUUUUUUGUUGUCUUUGCGGUGAGUUGGGAAUUAUUUUUCCAGGGUUUUAAAAUGGAUGUUUUGGUUGAUGACUUCGUAGAUUUGGCUUUCAACUCGGAUUUUUUUGAAGUAGAAGAGGAAGGUCGUGAGAAUACCCUUGUUAAAAAAUUAGAUGUAGAUGGAGGAGUCUUCUUUGACAUUUUUAUAAAAAUUUCGAAAAACGGAGAAAUAGAAAAUUUGGUAUUUAGUUAA
Funneliformis geosporum is the source of this 327-nucleotide messenger RNA. The record is from the annotation of a GenBank genome assembly. NCBI's taxonomy places the organism in Eukaryota, Fungi, Glomeromycota, Glomeromycetes, Glomerales, Glomeraceae.